AUGUCCCUUUUCUCUCAAGGCAACCCUCCAGAUGUAACGGUCUUAUUGCACUCAAAGUGUUUCUUUUUUACAGAUAAAGGGAAGCCGCUUAUAUAUUGUUACAAAAUAUGCCCUCUGUACUGUUCCAAACAUGCUACGAAGAGAUACGAUCAUGAUGAAUCUUUCCUAACGUAUCUACAUGACAACCCUUAUGACACAGAAGUCCCGAAACACGAUUUUCCUCACUGGAAACCAGCAACAAAAUCAACCAAAGCACCAACUACUACCACCAAAAAACCCAUAUAUCUGGAUUACAAUCCAUAUUUCAUUGACGACGGUUCCGGAGAUUUUGACCACAUUCCACAUUACCACUGGAAUCAAAAACCAACAGAGAAAACCACAACUGAAGCGCCUAAAACGACUACUAAACCUGUCUACUUAGAUCACUAUCCAUAUUUCAUCGACGUCCCUGAGAUAUACGACUACCCCCCAGAACUUCACUUUUGGAAGCCUAAACCUACAACAACAACAACAUCAACGACUAAAAAACCGCCAGUAUAUUUGGACCAUAAUCCGUACUACAUCUGGCCUGAUUAUGACUACAGCUAUCCUCAUCAUCACCAUCAUCAUCAUGGAUCGGGGCCGCGACCGACCACUAGUACUACUACGGUAGCACCUACUACAACUGAGGAGCCUACUUUCAUCUGUCAGGUCUGUAAAGCGAAAUGUGGAGAUAAAUUUUCGUAA
Molecule: messenger RNA, 726 nt
Organism: Leguminivora glycinivorella
Lineage: Eukaryota; Metazoa; Arthropoda; Insecta; Lepidoptera; Tortricidae
Exons: 3
Coding region: 1-726 (241 amino acids)
Source: RefSeq, a predicted model, not a curated record